Molecule: messenger RNA, 360 nt
Organism: Geodia barretti
Lineage: Eukaryota; Metazoa; Porifera; Demospongiae; Tetractinellida; Geodiidae
Source: the annotation of a GenBank genome assembly
AGAGCCGAAAUGCAGGUAGUCAGGAUCUACACCGGCGAUGACGGAGAGUCACACUUCGAGGAACUGGACCUUCCCUUCGAGGCCGUUGCCAACGCUGAGCGAACGGCCGCGCAGAACGCAUCCAGCGUGACCUUCAGUCGCACCCAGCCCGGCAACUUCAGCGACUGGCAUACCGCACCCCGCCGGCAGUACGUCAUCACCCUGGAGGGGCAAAUGGAGGUCGGUCUCGGAGACGGCACCAAGCGGAUCUUCAACUCCGGAGACGUGCUGCUGGCCGAUGACCUCACUGGGCGAGGGCACACCACCGCCGUCCAUGGCGACAAGCCCCGCGUCUCGAUUGCGGUCCCCAUCAUCGAUUAA